AUGAAGAAAACUGCUGUGACCUUCGUGCUGCUUUGCGGCCUCACUGUCAUCCUGCAACAGGAAGGUGUCUUCCCAACAAUCGCUGCAGAGGAGGUUCAAUCUUCCCAUGAAUCAGCGGGCCUUGCGGCGGAAGCGAAGCCAGUGCCUCCGACCUCGGGAACAUCCCUACCGCCGCCCUUCCCAUCACAGGCUUCCGAAAGCCCCACUGCAAACGCCCAGGUUUCUCCAAUUACCUCAAAGCCUGUGCCCAAUCCCAUUCCCACUCCCGCGCCACUUCCACCGCCACCACCACCGCCGCCUGCGCUUCCGUCGCCACCUCCCUUGCCGAUCCCUCCUACAUCUGCACCCACGGUGCCACCGGAUAACACGUCUGAUACGGCCUCGUCCUUCUGCAGCGAGUGGGGGCCCUGGAGGUUGGAAUGGUCGGACGACUUUAUUGGAGACCGUUUGGAUCCCACCUACUGGCAGAUGGUGACCAGCCAAGGAGGGUACAAGGACAUUAACUUCGGCGUGGCGGGCUUGAACAUCACUGCUUGCCGCUGUGCCGCGUGUCGCGAGGAGAACGUCCGAGUUCAGGACGGCCAGCUCAAACUCAAGUCUGAGCGCGACCCGCAAAUCGCCAGAAGGUAUUACUCUGCGGCCGUCACCACGAAAGAUCGCAUUGCUUGGUCAAACAAAGAUGGCCCUUUUC
This is a messenger RNA of Symbiodinium necroappetens, 691 nucleotides long. NCBI's taxonomy places the organism in Eukaryota, Dinophyceae, Suessiales, Symbiodiniaceae. The record is from the annotation of a GenBank genome assembly.